Messenger RNA from Tachysurus fulvidraco (yellow catfish), 3928 nucleotides. It is a transcript of the gene trim9, whose product is annotated as tripartite motif containing 9. The record is from RefSeq and is a predicted model, not a curated record. Gene Ontology annotation, molecular function: protein binding; zinc ion binding. NCBI's taxonomy places the organism in Eukaryota, Metazoa, Chordata, Actinopteri, Siluriformes, Bagridae. Bases 90 to 2312 code for a protein of 740 amino acids. The transcript has 12 exons.
CAUUCUGAAGAGGAUAACGAAGACUUUGUUGCUUGAGGGUGAACUGAGAUUUAUUUUUCCACUUGCUGCUAACAAAGCUAAACCUGAAGAUGGAUGAAAUGGAAGAGGAGCUCAAGUGCCCGGUGUGUGGCUCUUUUUUCCGCGAGCCGAUCAUCUUGCCCUGCUCGCACAACAUUUGCCUGGCCUGUGCUCGUAACAUCUUGGUGCAGACGCCGGACGCUGAGUCUCCGCAGGGCGGGCGCGCCUCCGGCUCAGCGCCUUCCGAUUAUGACUACUUGGACCUGGACAAGAUGAGCCUGUACAGUGAGUCGGACAGCGGCUACGGCUCUUACGGCGGCUUCGCGAGCGCACCCACAACCCCUUGCCAGAAGUCACCUAAUGGAGUGCGUGUGUUCCCUCCUGCUGCUGUUCCCCCUCCGCAACCUCAACACCAGCUGCUCCCGCAGCCCAUGGGCGCACCACCGAUUCCGCGCAACGCCUGCUUGACGUGCCCGCAAUGCCACCGCAGCCUGACCCUGGACGAGCGUGGAUUGCGCGGCUUCCCCAAAAACCGGGUGCUCGAAGCCGUUGUGGACCGCUAUCAGCAGAGCAAGGCGGCAGCUCUGCGCUGUCAGCUGUGUGAGAAAAGCCCACGGGAAGCCACAGCGAUGUGUGAGCAGUGCGACGUGUUUUACUGCGACCCGUGCCGCUUGCGCUGCCACCCACCGCGAGGUCCCCUCGCCAAACACCGCCUCGUACCUCCCGCGCAGGGACGCAUAAGCCGGCGCGCAAGCCCGCGCAAAACCUCCACCUGCACCGAGCAUGAACUGGAGAACCUGAGUAUGUACUGUGUGCAGUGCAAGACACCCGUGUGUUACCAGUGUCUCGAAGAAGGCAAGCAUUCCGCUCAUGAGGUCAAAGCACUAGGAGCUAUGUGGAAGCUGCAUAAGGGGCAGCUCUCCCAGGCACUGAAUAUCCUGUCUGAUCGUGCCACUGAGGCCAAAGAGUUUCUUGUUCAGCUCAGAAACAUGGUGCAGCACAUACAGGAGAAUGGAGUUGAAUUUGAAGCAUGCUUGGUGGCUCAGUGUGACGCACUGAUUGAUGCUCUGAACCGCCGGAAAGCCCAGUUACUGUCCAGAGUGACUAAAGAGCAUGAACACAAAUUAUUGGUGGUACGUGAUCAGAUCUCUCACUGCACUGUAAAGUUGCGGCAGACGACAGGUUUGAUGGAAUAUUGCCUUGAGGUCAUCAAAGAAAACGACCCCAGCGGCUUCCUGCAGAUCUCUGAUGCACUGAUUCGUAGGGUGCAUAUGACUGAGAGUCAGUGGGGUAAGGGCACACUCACGCCACGUAUGACCAGUGAUUUUGACCUGACACUGGACAGCAGCCCAUUACUACAAACUAUCCACCAGCUUGACUUCGUACAAAUGAAGGUACCUGCAGCUCCAAUCCUGCAGCUGGAAGAGUGUUGUAGCCAGACCAACAGUGCCACUUUGUCAUGGAAACAGCCUCCUCUCUCCACCAUUGCUGUAGAUGGAUACAUACUGGAGCUGGAUGAUGGCAGCGGAGGGCAGUUCAGAGAAGUGUACGUUGGCCCAGAGUCGAUCUGCACAGUGGACGGACUUCACUUCAACAGUACAUAUAAAUCUCGUGUUAAAGCCUUUAACUCCAGCGGAGUGGGGCAGUACAGCAAAACACUCAUCAUGCAGACUUCUGAGACUGGACUUGCCUCAUGUGAUAUUAACACUCUAGCUACAGUUGCUUGGUUCACCUUUGACCCUACAUCAGCCCAUCCAGACAUCAUACUGUCUAAUGACAACCUCACGGUCACAUGUAACAGUUAUGACGAUCGUGUUGUCAUGGGCAACACACCCUUCUCCCGUGGUGUACAUUUCUGGGAAAUGACCAUAGAUCGUUAUGACAAUCACCCGGACCCUGCAUUUGGGAUCGCCCGUGUUGAUGUGCUGAAAGACGUGAUGUUGGGAAAGGAUGAUAAAGCUUGGGCAAUGUAUGUGGACAACAACCGCUCCUGGUUUAUGCACAACAACUCCCACACCAACAGAUUUCCAUUUGAGAUCCAAUCACAGAAAAGAACGGAUGGAGGGAUUGGUAAGGGAGCGACAGUGGGAGUUCUGCUGGAUUUCACCCGGGGAAUUCUGUUAUUUCUUAUCAAUGAUGAGCAACAAGGUCCGGUGGCUUUCGACUCACUCGAAGGUCUCUACUACCCUGCCAUUAGUCUCAACCGCAAUGUUCAGGUUACUCUUCAUACUGGACUGCCCAUUCCAGAUUUCUACACACUAGGAGAGUCAGACCCUUCAGGCUCCGUCUGCUGAAGUCCAACAUAACAACUCUCUCACUCUCUCUCUCUCUCUCUCUCUCUCUCUCUCUCUCUCUCUCUCUCUCUCUCUCUCUCUCUCUCUCCCUCUCUCUCUCCCUCUCUCUCUCUCUCUCUCUCUCUCUCUCUAUCUAUCUAUCUAUCUAUCUAUGUCUCACACACACAUACAAUGAUGGAUAAGAUUUACACUGAUAUUCAGUUUUCAGCCGUUUAUGUGAAAUUCUGGGUUGGUUUAGAAGUUGCUUUUUAAUAAGCUUAGCUGCUAGUUACAGCUGUUCAACUGAAAUGAAUUUACUUUAUGACAAGCAGAGGCAGCAAGAGAGCCGAAAACUGCUGUUCACUUCUAUUUGUCAUCUCCAAAAGCCAGAGACUACAUGUUAAAAAAUAUUAGACUACAUGUUGAAAACAUGAUUUAAAAAAAUGUUGAAUUUAUCCCUUCCACAAAAUACUGAUGUUAUGCUACAAAUGUAAGGCUUGCCGCUCAUUCCUUCUCCUCCAGUCUACUCCAUUUAGUCAUUUGGUCAUUUCAUCAGAUAGAGGAGCAAGAUCAGCAUGCUUGCAAAUUCAUAACAAUAUGCAAAGCUCAACUGAUUUAAAAAGGGCACAAUGAGUAGCAUUGCCACCUUGUAGCCCAGUGUGCUUGGUUCAAACCUGAGCUUUGGGUUACUGUCAGUGUGAGGGUUUGCAUAUUCCAAGGUUUCCUGAACCUCCCUAGAGCAUGCCAGAAGGUAAAUUGUCCCAAAGUUACUCAAGGUAUGUGUACAUUGUGUCUAGGCAUCACAUCAAGGGAGUAUUUUUGGUUAUACACUGGUCAUAAACCGUGGCCGUGGGUGAGUGAAUGCAUGGAUGGAUGAACAAAUGAAUUUAUAUGAAAAGUUGCCACUGCCCCCUGCUGGUCAAGGUUAAAGUUAGUAGCAUUUCUACCUUUUCUUAUAAUUUCAUUAAUAUGAUCAACUACAUCAUCCUCACCAAAAAAAAUUCACAGGUUUAGAAAUUUGUAUUAUUAUUAUUAUUAUUAUUAUUAUUAUUAUUAUUAUUAUUAUUAUUAUUAUUAUUAUUAUAGUUGGUGCUAAAGCAUAAAAACAUAUGGCUCUGGUCAUACAAGCCUAUAAACUAGAGUGAGAUUUUAUACUUAUUAUUAUCACUGAUCAUAUACUGUAUUAUGGAUCUGUGCAAAAGUGAAUAUGUGCAGAUAUAAAUUAUGAAUCUGUAGAGGUUAUACAAUGCAGUUUACCAUUAUAAUUGGACUAUGUGCAGUCAGUUCAGUAUAAUGUGUUAAAUAAGAAAUUCACACCCUGACUGAAAUGUCAGCGUGGCCUUUAAUGUGCUUUCUUUUUUGUAGAAAGCUAAGAAAUUUUUAGGACAUUUUGUCCUCACACAUUAUAAAUUCAUACAACGCAUACUGCACCCUAUUUGCCAAUAACUGCCAAUGCCAAUUUGUAAGGGAUUAGAAAAUAAAAAUUGUAACUUUAUGAUAAAACUUUAAUCUUAUAUUAUGACUUGAUGCUAUACUUACAGGCUUCAAUGAUGAGUGUGUCAGUAUAGUCAUACAGUCAUUUAACAGGAAUGAAGAGACACUAGCCUGACUCUCAUUCAUAUACACACACAAAUGGA